This is a messenger RNA of Sarcophilus harrisii (Tasmanian devil), 4903 nucleotides long. It is a transcript of the gene SCAPER, whose product is annotated as S-phase cyclin A associated protein in the ER. The transcript has 33 exons. Gene Ontology annotation, molecular function: zinc ion binding; nucleic acid binding. The record is from RefSeq and is a predicted model, not a curated record. NCBI's taxonomy places the organism in Eukaryota, Metazoa, Chordata, Mammalia, Dasyuromorphia, Dasyuridae. The coding region runs from base 124 to 4494 and encodes 1456 amino acids.
CACCCCGCCUCUCCCCGCCCUCGCCCCGCCCCCAUCCCGGCGGGACGCUCGGAGGCGGCCCCGGGACGUUCAGCCUGCCUGGAAGUCAGGCGGGCGGUCGGCGGGCCGGGGGGAUCAAAAUCCAUGGGUUCAGCCAAAAAUAUGAUAAGUGAGCCUGUUGAAGUAGAAGAAGAUUAUCUAAUGAUGGCUUCUUUCCAGCGUUCUAAUAGUCAUGACAAAGUGAGGAGAAUUGUUGCAGAAGAAGGUCGCACAGCAAGAAAUUUGAUCGCCUGGAGCGUCCCCCUGGAAAACAAAGAUGAUGAUGGGAAGUCUAAAUGGCAAACGGGCGGAAAAUCUAAGAGAACGGUUCAGGGCGCACACAAAACUGCUAAACAGAAUGCUACAGUAGACUGUAAAAUAACAUCAUCCUCAGCUGGAGAUAAACAUUUUGAGAAAAGUCCCACUAAAACAAGACACCCUCGGAAAAUUGAUCUGAGAGCACGCUAUUGGGCGUUCCUUUUUGACAAUCUUCGACGAGCAGUAGACGAGAUCUAUGUUACUUGUGAAUCAGAUCAGAGUGUGGUGGAGUGUAAGGAGGUACUGAUGAUGUUGGAUAACUACGUAAGAGAUUUUAAAGCACUAAUUGAUUGGAUACAGCUUCAAGAAAAAUUGGAGAAGGCAGAUGCUCAAAGCAGACCCACUUCAUUGGCAUGGGAAGUAAAGAAAAUGUCUCCAGGACGUCAUGUAAUUCCCAGCCCAUCAACAGAUAGAAUCAAUGUCACGUCAAAUGCUCGAAGAAGCUUAAAUUUUGGGGUUCCAUCUGGGGCAAUUACUGCCACUCGGCUGGCUCCAGCAGGUGUAAGUUGGGCCGACAAAGUGAAAGCGAACCAUUCAGUGACUGCUACACCUCCAAAUACAGCACCUGCACAAAGCUGCCCACCUGUCUCAGUGCAGAAGUCCUCUCGGAGAAAUGAACGAAAAGAUGCUGAAGGAUGGGAGACUGUGCAGAGGGGAAGGCCUGUCCGUUCACGAUCAACAGCAGUGGCUCCCAAAGUUCCAGUCAUCACAGAACCUCUGAGGUCCAAAGAUGACAGUGACAAAGAAAAUGUCCUUCUCUUUCCUGUGGAAAGCCAGCAGCGAGGUGGAUUUACUGGGGAUGGUCCAUCCAAUAUUGGGGAACCUCUGCCCAAGGAGCCCUUAACUCCUUGUGAGCACCCUCUGGCUGAAAGAACCCAGUUCCCAGUGCGUCCAUCAGACGACAUCAGGACCUCUGCCAGUGAUUUAGUUCAAGAAAAUUCUUCACAGAAUUCUUGUGAAAUACCUGAGCUUCCUCUUGGUGCUGAAUGCAUUUUGGAUACUCCGCAGACCGACCCUUCUCCUUUGCCGUCACCUACAGAGCCGUUCCAAGAAGAGAAAACCCAAAUAGAAAGUGAAAUGGAUCCUUCGGAUAUUUCAAAUUCAAUGGCAGAAGUUCUUGCUAAAAAGGAGGAAUUAGCAGAUCGUCUGGAAAAAGCUAAUGAAGAGGCCAUUGCUAGCGCAAUUGCAGAGGAGGAGCAGCUAACCCGAGAAAUCGAGGCUGAAGAAAACAAUGACAUUAACCUGGAAGCGGACAAUGACAGUGAUUUUUCUGCUAGUGUAAGCAGUGGAAGUAUAUCUUUCUGUGGCAUGUCUAUGGACUGGAAUGAUGUCCUUGCUGAUUAUGAAGCUCGAGAGUCAUGGCGUCAAAAUACAUCUUGGGGUGAUAUAGUCGAGGAGGAACCUGCCCGACCUCCAGGACAUGGGAUUCACAUGCAUGAAAAGCUUUCCUCACCCUCUCGCAAAAGGACAAUUGCAGAAUCCAAGAAGAAACAUGAAGAAAAGCAAAUGAAGGCCCAGCAGCUAAGGGAAAAACUGCGGGAAGAGAAAACAUUGAAGCUUCAGAAACUGUUAGAACGGGAAAAAGAUGUCCGAAAGUGGAAGGAGGAGUUACUGGAUCAGCGAAGGAGAAUGAUGGAGGAAAAAUUACUUCAUGCUGAAUUUAAGCGGGAAGUGCAGUUACAAGCCAUCGUGAAAAAGGCACAAGAGGAAGAAGCCAAGGUAAAUGAAAUUGCAUUUAUAAAUACUUUGGAAGCCCAGAAUAAACGUCAUGAUGUGCUUUCUAAGCUCAAAGAAUACGAACAGCGGCUGAAUGAAUUACAAGAAGAACGUCAGCGAAGACAAGAGGAAAAGCAAGCCCGAGAUGAAGCAGUGCAGGAACGCAAACGAGCUCUGGAAGCUGAACGUCAGGCUCGCGUGGAAGAGCUGCUGAUGAAGAGGAGAGAGCAGGAGGCGCGCAUCGAGCAGCAGAGGCAAGAGAAAGAGAAAGCUCGGGAGGACGCAGCCCGGGAACGAGCCAGAGAUCGAGAAGAGAGACUAGCUGCCCUCACUGCAGCUCAACAGGAAGCUAUGGAAGAGUUACAGAAAAAGAUUCAACUCAAGCAUGACGAGAGCAUCCGAAGGCACAUGGAACAGAUUGAACAAAGGAAGGAAAAGGCCGCCGAGUUGAGCAGUGGGAGACACGCGAACACUGAUUAUGCCCCCAAACUCACACCGUACGAGCGGAAGAAGCAGUGCUCGCUCUGCGCAAUCCUGAUUUCUUCAGAGGUUCAUCUUUUUAGUCACAUCAAAGGGAAAAAACACCAACAAGCUGUUAGAGAAAAUAGCAGCAUCCAAGGAAGAGAACUCUCAGAUGAAGAAGUGGAGCAUCUGUCACUUAAGAAGUACAUUGUUGACAUUGUGGUUGAAAGCUCAACACCCACAGAGCCUGUAAAAGAUGUAGAUGAACGGCAAAAAAACAAGAAGAAAGCCAAAAAGCUGAAAGCCCGGAUGAACUCCAGGGCAAAGGAGUAUGAGAGCUUAAUGGAAGCAAAAAACGCUGGCUCUGACUCACCUUAUAAAGCAAAGCUACAGCGACUGGCAAAAGAUAUUAUAAAGCAACUUCACAUACAGGACAGUGGGUCAUGGGCAGUUAAUAAGGUUUCUGCUUUGGAUCGAACUCUAGGUGAAAUCUCUCGGAUUUUGGAAAAAGAGAAUGUCGCAGAUCAGAUUGCAUUUCAAGUUGCUGGAGGACUGACAGCCCUUGAACAUAUCCUUCAGGUAGUAAACUCCACCACCAGUGUGAACGCGGUUUCAAGAAUUCCUCCCAAGUCUCUCAGCAAUGCCAUCAAUGUGUACAAUCUCACCUGCAGCAACUGCUCAGAAAACUGUGCUUAUGUUCUGUUCAGCAACAAGAUCACCUUCUUAAUGGACCUUCUGAUACACCAGCUGACGGUUUAUGUUCCAGAUGAAAAUAAUGCUAUUUUGGGAAGAAAUGCAAAUAAACAAGUAUUUGAAGGUUUGACAACUGGACUUCUCAGAAUUAGUGCUGUGGUUUUUGGCUGCUUGAUCUCCAGUAUGCCAGAUGGAAACAGCCGCCUCACUGCCCCCAAAGUAUCAUCAGCACAGGAAAUGAAGAACAAGCCCUCGCCCGCUGAUGCUUUUAAUAGCCGCGUUCAGGAUCUCAUCAGCUAUGUGGUCAACAUCGGCCUGAUCGACAAACUCUGCGGCUGCUUCCUCUCCGUGCAAGGGCCCGUCGACGAGAACCCCAAAGUGGCCUCGUUCCUGCAGAACGCCACGGCGGUCCUACACGGGAUGUGCAAGCUCUGCUUCGCUGUCAACAACAAGUCGUGGGACAUAUUUGAUAAAAUACGUCAGGACCCCACAGGAUUAGCAGCAGCUCUUCAAGCCACAGAUCUAGUUGGAGUCUUACACAUGCUCUACUGUAUUCUCUUCCAUGGCACCAUCUCAGACCCCACUACCGCCAGCCCCAAAGACAGCUACGCCCAGAGCACUCUCCAAGUUGCCCUUCAGAGUUUACGUUUCUUCAACAGCUUUGCAGUCCUUGAUCUGCCAGCUUUUCAGAUGAAUGAUGUGUCUCAUCACCAUGUGUGUGAUUACUGGGAGAAGCGGGGAGCUGCCCCACACACCAGAUUGCAUCAGGUCACAGAUUUUGCUGGAAAGUCCAUUGUAGGUGCAGAAGGGCUGUCCCUGGCAUUCCGGCACAUUCUCAGCUCCCUGCUGUGGCACUGCGCCCACCACUCCUGCGAAGUCCUGCUCCACGAAGUCAUCAUCUGUGUGGGCUACUUUACCGUAAACCAUCCAGACAACCAGGUCAUCGUGCAGUCCGGCCGCCACCCCACGGUGCUGCAGAAGCUUUGCCAGUUGCCUUUCCAGUAUUUUAGUGAUCCUCGACUCAUCAAAGUGCUCUUUCCGUCACUAAUCGCCGCUUGUUACAAUAACCCUCAGAACAAGAUCAUUCUGGAGCAGGAGAUGAGUUGUGUCUUGCUUGCUACGUUCAUUCAGGAUUUUGAACCAAUUCCAGGUCAGACCGAAGACUUGUAUCCUCAAACAAGGGAAAAAUUUUUCACUUCCCAAGAUUACCUUGAGUUAUGUAACAGAUUUCCAGAGCAAGCCUGGGAAGAAGCCCGACAGUUUUUCUUGAAAAAAGAGAAAAAAUAAGUUUGUUUUGGUUGGUUUUGAUUUGAAUCCAUUCUGAUACAUUCAUUGUUAAAAACAAACAUUCUGUUCACACACACACACACACACACACACAAAAAAAAAAUUUUGAUACUCAAUACCUGCACUGUAGAUAUGACAUAUACUUUGCACUAUUUAUAAUUAUUGUAGAUACUUUCAUGUUCUGGUUUCUAAUUUUGCAAGUUGAGUUUGUUUCAUUUAUGUAUAACAUGGUAGGGCUUGGGAGCCCUGUGGUGGUAAACUUCUUGCAUUAUAAUAUUGGUGAAAUUAGGCUUAAAAAUGAGAUCCGUUCUGUUCUAUAUAUCUUGUAAUAAAAUAACUUAUUCCGUUUUGCAUUGUUGACUUUGUAUUUCAGCAUCAGCGUUUCUGAAUAAACGGUGGUCUCACUUCU